Messenger RNA from Cladophialophora carrionii CBS 160.54, 1716 nucleotides. RefSeq lists its product as uncharacterized. The transcript is spliced from 2 exons. Lineage: Eukaryota; Fungi; Ascomycota; Eurotiomycetes; Chaetothyriales; Herpotrichiellaceae. The record is from RefSeq and is a predicted model, not a curated record. The coding region runs from base 1 to 1716 and encodes 571 amino acids.
AUGGCUGCCACAGUAGGCCCCAUCGAGUUGCCCACGGGGCGACGGUCGUACUACAACACUUCGACACCGGUUGAUAUUCAUGAUCCCAACUGGAUUCCCGUGCUGGACGGCACCGCAUACAAACCACUGUUAUCGCCGACCGAGAAAGAAGUGUUCCAACCUCAACCGCCCGCGAGCUUCUCCCUGUUCCCGUCGCAGCCCAACUCGCCCAAACCACGACCGGGCUUUUCUCAUGCCUACUCAAAGAGCUCCAUGGCUCCCGAGAGUGUCGCUUCGGAUUCCGACUCGAGAUCGCAAAGCGCCCUCGACAGUGUCGAGCCAUUGCCCAGCAUACCGAACCACAUCCAGUACGCCCAAGAUGCGUCACGGGGCCAUAAUCGUCAGACAACCUCGACCACGGCAGGGUCGAACGAAGAAAAGAAUUCGGCCGGCGCAGACACACAACGAGACAUGGUCAGCACGCCCAGCAUUGAAGACAACGAGAAUGCGAGCGUGGUGGAUGACCGAGCAUCCAGUCGCCAAAGUCAGCCUAUGGAACAGAUGGUGGAGUCGACGGUGAACCCGUCCAUCCGGUCGUCCAUGACCUCCGCGAAAAGAAACACAGUGCUCCCACCGACCUCCAAAUACAACCGAAAGCCGAUGGCCUCAGCUACUGGUAGUACUCCAGGAAGGCCGUCGCUGGUGCCUAGCCUGCCUCAGACCCCUCAAGAGUCACCACGCUUGCUGCCCAGCGUCCCGGCGGCAUCUACGACCUUCAAUCCAACCCAACAUCUGCCCUCUCCCAAGAUACCACCAUUUGAGCUUGCCCAGUAUCCGGAUCCGUCUCCGAGACUUCAGGCUGCAAAGUCGACGGCGUCCGAACGGCGACAGCGUGCGCUUCACUCACACCCCUCGAACGUUUCGCUGCGGUCUCAGCGGAAUUCGAGCUCUGACGAUGCCGAGCUCAUUCCAAAGCAGCCCCCGGUACGCAACAGGUCGAGAAAAUCCACCGACUCUCGUGCAACCACCCCGAGAUCCACGAUUUACGAAUCGCAGAUCCCGACGCCUGCACCAACGACACCACUGCCCCAGCUCCCCCCCGAGGCUCACAUGCAGAGUCGAAGACCUUCGACCCGCGACAAUGGUUCACAUAGGCCGCCGCAGCCGCCCAUAGAAGAACCAUUGCCUCCCACCAUGCCUUCAUUUCGGCCCUUUGACCAUGCCAGAGUGGCGUCUUUCAUGACUGAAAAGAAUACGAUCGUGCUACGAAGAUUCGACGACGUCCAUGCCCGAUUACUUUUGUCCUUGCAAGACGAAAUCUCGCAGCUGGAACAGGAACUCGAAAAGCUAGAAAACCCGACAUCGUCUGGAAGUGUGUCGGAGCGCAUGUUGGCCAAAACCCGGAUCCUGCGAGAACUGCGGAAGGUGGUGGCUGAAUAUGACCACCUCUUCAAUACGUGGAGCAAGAUGCAAGCGAACCCAGCCAGCGAGGCCACCACGAAACAGUUGAAACAGUGGUUAUCGAAACCGGGGACAAACGCAGAAGCAGGCCUGGGCAUCAGCACACAGCAGAAUCUCCAGUGGCUUGAAAAGACGAAGGAUCUGAGCAGUAUUGAACUUGGCGACGAGGAAAAUGCGCGUUCCAUACAUCAAGAAAAGCCGCAAACGGAAGACGGCCAAAGAUCGGGUGGUGGCGGUUUCAUGGCGUUUUUUGGCUGUGCCGGCAGAAGGAAGUAA